AUCAAAUACCAGAAUGAGAAUUCCAGUCCCUUGGAAGGUCUUGGGCAGCACAGUCGGGACAGGCGGAGCUUGCACGAUCCUAUCUUCCUUCUUUUUCACACGAGAUAUCGAAUUCGUCCCUUUGGAAUCGUCCGACCCGAUCUUCCAUUCUGAGCACUUCAAGCGAUAUAACCCCUACGGCAACCCUACCAUUCAUGACCUGCAUAUUAAGAGAGUUCCUUUAUCUCAGAUAGAUCCUAAGCUCCGCGCGGACGAAGACAAGCUUCUAGAGCGGUAUUGUGGAGGCGUCUGGGCUGGUUUAGGUUUCGCCCCACAACGGAUUCUCCUCGCACUGCUGUGUAAAGAGACGGAUCGAACCGACCCAGCGGCGCCGGAAUCGGUAACGCUAUGGUCUCCCUCAGAGCUACUGGAAUCCGAGUACAAACCGGGAACUGACAUUGCGGGCCAUUUUGAGGUGAUCGAGCGGCCGAAGCAAGGCCAUUCAAUUCUCAUCCGCGGCGGCGACAAAAUAUCUAAUCGGGGGUUGCGGCCGCUGGACGGGUUCAUUGAGCUCACGGCAUCCGUCGACCAGCAACAUGGUCUGGUCGAGUUUGGAUGCAAGACUGUUUUCUUUCAGGGGCUGGGCCCCGCUGCAGGGGGGAAGCUUCCAAUGCCUGGGCCCGUGGUAUGGCUGCAUGAGCAAUAUGCGAAAGCCCUUUUGGCGUCUGGUGUAAGUUAUGUGUGUAUGUGAAUUCUACUAUAAGAUAGGCUCUUAUUGAAGUGCGUAUUCGAGCCAGAACGUUCGGGUAGGCAUAUACCAGAUAGCCCACAGUCAAUCAAGGCGAUGAAGGUGAUGGGUCUGUUGCAUCUUUCUGUCAUCAAGCGAUUCGCCCCAGCUGUAGCGGCCCUAACUGGAACUCAGCUGGACCCUUGUAUGAUGUCAGUUUGUUGGACGAACUGCAUAACCUGACCGAUUUCCUGGACGAGGAAGGCGCCUGGUUAGGACUGACAUGUGGAAAUUGUGGGCUGCUAUUUGCAAAUAGAAUGUGAGAGCCUGUACGUUGUAGGUACAGUUUCCGCCUGCUAUGCAGGCUGUGAAUCAC
This is a messenger RNA of Aspergillus nidulans FGSC A4, 1082 nucleotides long. RefSeq lists its product as uncharacterized. The record is from RefSeq and is a predicted model, not a curated record. The transcript is spliced from 2 exons. NCBI's taxonomy places the organism in Eukaryota, Fungi, Ascomycota, Eurotiomycetes, Eurotiales, Aspergillaceae. The coding region runs from base 14 to 730 and encodes 238 amino acids.